AAUCGAUUUUACAUGGAUCAAUCCUUAUUUAAUUGUUUCAUUUCUUUCUUUUUCUUUUGUAUAGUGAAACCCUUAUGGUUCUUAGUACAUAACACUUCAACAUCAGUUGUACUUUUAUAUUUGUAAUAAGUUUAAAAAAAUAUAUUGUCUAAAUAAAGUUUAAAAUAAUAUUUUAAAGUUGUAUUUUGAAUAAUGCUAUUGUAGUGUGGAGUGUGACAAUGACAUUUAAAUUGAAAAAAAGCUAUAUUUUUAUGUUCAACAAGGUCAAAAUUUAAAUGUCUACCUUUUAAGCGCGACAGUGGCGCUAUUUUGUUAGUUUUACGUGAUAUAUAAAGUGAAGGAAGAUUUUCUUACUUAAGAAAAGGUAAGGGAUAAACAUAGCAUGCCAAGUUCCUCCAGCCGUGGCUCAGGACAAUAAUAGAUUUGGCUGGAUCGCAAACAGUUGACCCAUUGGUUCUUUAAUAAGUGAUCUUUUUCGUUAAAAGAAGUAUGGAGGGUCAACAAUUUUGCUUACGCUGGCACAACUUCCAAAACACACUUUUAAGUUCUUUACCAAAGUUAUUGGAUGGAGGUCACCUUACAGACGUCACUUUAAGUGCUGGUGGCAGACACAUUCAUGCUCAUAGGAUAAUUCUUUCAGCAUGUAGUUUUUACUUCAAAGAAUUAUUUAAAGACUUGAAUGCUUCUCAGCAUCCUGUUAUUGUUUUACCAGGCAUGGAAUAUUCAAAUUUAUGUGCAUUAGUCACAUUUAUGUAUAAUGGAGAAGUAAACAUAUAUCAGGAACAAUUGCCAGCAUUAUUGGCAAUGGCAGACACUUUACACAUUCGUGGAUUAGCCGAUAUUGCUGGGAUAAAUUCAAACUACGAUAACGGAAUGAUCGUUGAUUCAUCAAAUCCAUCAUCACAAGAUAAAGAUGUGACAAAUAAUGCGGCAAUAAAAACAGAAAUAAAAGACAAUACCUUAAAUUCAGAAUUGGAAUCGGUACCAUAUAAUUAUGCGGUAGACAGUAUAGAUGAAGAAUUAUCAAACGAUUUAGAUAGUAUGCCUUAUAGUGUUAAAACACAACCUUAUUAUUCGAUAAAUGCAAAAUUAAACCAAAGAGAAAGAAAGCCUGUGAUUGGAAGUGUAACACCUAUAAAAACAAAAACAACAACAAUUGAAACUAAUUAUCCAACAAAUGUUAAUGAUGAAUCAUCAUCAAUUGUUGAUGAGUCAAAUAAUACAAUAAUUGAAGAUAAUAAUUCAAAAUUACUACCAAUUUUAGAUACAAAUUUAAAAUUUAUCUCUGGCUCAUUAUCAAAUAGACAAUCACAAACAUGUAAUAAAACAAGCGUAACAUGUUUAGUUUGUGGCAAACAAUUGAGUAAUCAAUAUAAUUUAAGAGUUCAUAUGGAAACACAUAGUAAUAGUUCCUAUAGCUGUGCAGCAUGUUCUCAUGUAUCACGUUCACGUGAUGCUCUCAGAAAACAUGUUUCAUACAGACAUCCAGUAACAUCACCACAAAAACGUUCUCGAUAUUCAUCGAAAUCAUAAUACGAAUUUUCACUUUAUUUAUACAUAUAUAACAAAGUUGUAUAUUAAAAAAAAUUAUACAAAUAAUUUAGUUUUCGAAGAAUAGAAUGAGAGAGAGAGAGAAAGAGAGGAAGAAUGUGUGCGUGUGUCAAAAUUUUCAAUGUUUAAAUGAAUUUUAUUGUUUUUCUUGUUAUCGUUAAAUCGUUUUAAUAAAGACAUUUUAGAAUUUAA
Molecule: messenger RNA, 1743 nt
Organism: Leptopilina boulardi
Lineage: Eukaryota; Metazoa; Arthropoda; Insecta; Hymenoptera; Figitidae
Product: modifier of mdg4
Exons: 5
Coding region: 490-1533 (347 amino acids)
Biological process (GO): regulation of transcription by RNA polymerase II
Cellular component (GO): nucleus
Molecular function (GO): protein binding
Source: RefSeq, a predicted model, not a curated record